Molecule: messenger RNA, 3401 nt
Organism: Monascus purpureus
Lineage: Eukaryota; Fungi; Ascomycota; Eurotiomycetes; Eurotiales; Aspergillaceae
Source: the annotation of a GenBank genome assembly
UUUCCCUCAGAACACCCUGUGCCAGGUCCAAUAUCUAUGCUGGGUUGGAUUGGACUGGAUAUGCUAUUUGGUACUGCAUGGCACCUUCUUGUUCGUUCCCUUUAACCCAACGCGCGCGUCAUCAAAGUUCUAUGGAAAUCAGUAUCAGUCAAUCAGUACUCUAUAAUUGAACUUUAUUGACGGGAGAAAGAUCGACUGCUUUAUUCCGAUAUUAUCAGUAUCUGCCAUCAAAGCAGAUCAAUAUGGCUCACGUCGUUGAGCUUCCUGCAGAGGCCAAUCCUCUGACCCUGCAAAACGUCCUCAAUGCUUUGUUGUUGGCUGCUAGUUCGACAACGCAGCAGGUACAGACGGGGUCCAAGCAGCUUGUGAAUUGGGAGAAGAAAGAGCUCUAUCAUUCCUUGCUUCAGGACGUUUUUCUAGAUUAUUCCGUGCCCGUAGAGAUCAGAUACCUCGCGAUUAUCCAGUUAAAGAACGGGAUCGAUAAAUACUGGCGGAAGACGGCUACGAAUGCUAUUAAGAAAGAUGAAAAGGAACGGAUAAAGUCCAGGGCCCUGCAGGCUGGUAUUGUCGAGCCGGCACCGCUUCUGGCACUGCACAAUGCAUUGAUGAUUUCUAAGAUUAUGCGUUAUGAGUUUCCUCAUGAUUGGCCCGAUGCUAUUACCUCUCUCAUUUCUUCGCUCCGCGCCUCUGUUCAGCCCGAUGCCAAUCCGAUUCAAUUACCACGGACCCUCCUCAUUUUCUUACAGAUAAUCAAAGAGCUGUCCACCGCCCGCUUGCAGAGAACACGGCAUAGCCUCAUGUCUGUUUCUCCUGAAAUAUUCCAUUUGCUGGCGAGUAUAUACGUUGAAAAAGUAAAUUACUGGGGUGUGCUUUUGGAACAAGGAAGUGCAGGAGAGGCAGCGCCACUGCAGGUCAUGGAACAAAGCUUAAUUUGUCUGAAAGUUCUUCGACGUCUUAUCAUAUCCGGCUUCGAACACCCCAACCGCGAGGAACAGGCCAGACAGUUCUGGCUACUCACGCACUCUCACUUCAGUAAAUUCUUCUCUUUUGUGGAUGGCUGUGGCACCUUGUCACCCGAAAUCUCGAAACUGAUCGAGAAGCACCUUCUGCAGCUAUCUAAACUUCACGUUGAUAUGGCUACAUCUCAUCCCGCCGACUUCGCUCUGCUCCCAGACAGCUUUCUUCUUGUAAAGUCAUACUGGACGCUGGUGGUUAAGCUUGGGGAGACGUAUGACAAGCUAGGAGAUGAUGGCGAUUCAGACGGGAAGUUUCUGAUGGAGAGAUGUGGACUUAGAGCUCUCCUUUUGAUUAGGGCAUGCGCGAAGAUGGCUUUUAAUCCCGCACAAACAUUCAAGUACCAAACUCCCCAGGACAAGGAAGAGAAGAGGCAGUCCAUUGAGCUUGUCAAGUUGCAGCUGUUCACGCCCGACUUUGUCGUCAAUGUCAUGGAGCUUCUAGUCACAAAGUUCUUCAAGUUCAGGCAAAACGAUUUCCAAGAAUGGGAAGAGGACCCAGAAGAGUGGGAAAAGCGAGAAGAGGAGGUUUCUGACGCCUGGGAAUUCUCCAUUCGAUACUGCUCGGAAAAGCUCUUCCUAGAUCUUGUCAUUCAUUUCAAAGACCUGCUUAUUCCCAGGCUGCUGAACGUAUUCUAUUCUUUCGCAACACCGGAGAAUCACGAUGUUCUUUUGAAAGACUCUUUGUACUCAGCAAUUGGGCUGGCCGCCGCAAGCCUAGAGCAGCACUUGGACUUCAAUGCUUUCUUGCAAUCAACGCUCGUGGCGGAAGUUCAGAUUCAGGAACAUGGUUAUAAUGUCCUGAGGAGGAGGAUCGCUAUUUUACUUGGCCAGUGGGUUCCAGUCAAGCCGGGCGAGCUUGACAGGGACGCCAUUUAUCAGAUCUUCCAGCAUCUACUCAACAACCAGGAUUCUUUGAACGAUCUUGUCGUUCGGCUUACCGCAGGAAGGCAGCUGAGGAAUGUGCUUGAACCAUUUGAAUUUUCUCCCACUGGAUUCAUGCCGUAUGCGCCUGCUAUUUUCCAGGGCCUGAUGGACCUCAUCCAGGUGACUAAUCUCCCCGAGACUAAGAUGGGCCUACUGGAGACUAUUCGAAUGGCAGUUGUAAAGAUGGAGGAUCACAUUGCACCAUUCUCGGACCAGAUUCUAUCUCUAUUGCCCCCCUUAUGGGAACAGGCCGGAGAGGAGCAUUUGAUGAAACAGGCCAUCCUCACUUUGCUUUCGGCGCUAAUAAACUCGUUGAAACAAGAGUCAGCGAGAUAUCAGCCGCUUAUUCUUCCGCUGAUUCGAAGUUCAGUGGAACCAGGCUCUGAGAGCCUCAUUUACCUUUUGGACGAAGCAUUGGACCUUUGGUCUGCUAUUAUCACGCAGACUCCGGCACCAGCAUCGCCCGAUAUUCUCUCACUUCUUCCAUCUCUGCUCCCUAUUUUCGAAGAUGCGACAGACAAUGUUCCUCAGGCAGUGCAGAUCGCGGAAUCCUACAUUCUACUUGCUCCGCAAGAAAUCCUCAGUGACCGUAUUCGAUUUCCCCUACUGACUGCAUGCGAGUCUCUUCUACACUCCACAACUCGUCAGAGUCUCGGUAUUGUGCCGCGUCUUGUGGAGAUGAUAAUCCGCUGCGCAGAAGUUGUCGAUGGUGGAAGCGAAGCCUCGUACGGUGUCAUCUCGCAAACACUUCUGGACAGCUCGUUCCUCUCCUCGCUUUUGAAAGGCAUCCAUUCCGCGCACGAAGCUAGCGAAACAACAGGACCCAAUAGGAAAACCAGCCCUGUCUAUGGAGUAGUCGAGACGGAUUACCUCUCCGUGCUCGCGCGGCUGGCAUUUGGCAACCCCCGGAUUUUCAUAUCAGCAGUCUCCGCCGCGACGGGCACAUCUGAUGAGCAGGCCCUCAGCUGGAUCCUAAAGGAGUGGUUUUUCCACUACGACAAUAUCGGCAGCGCCACGCAGAAGAAGCUCCACGCCCUUGCACUCACGCAACUACUUGCACUCAACGCACCGGAUCUUCCUCCACCAGAGUACAUUCUCAAGCAUCUUCAAUCAUACCUGACCGUGUGGACGGACAUUAUCACCGAACUCGCAGACGGUGAUGAUGGGGAAGAUCCUAAUAGCGGCAAGGACUACCUUGUAUACUGGAAUGAUAAGAAACAAGGUUCUCAGAAUGACGAUGAUAUCGCCGCGUCCUCCUUCGCCGAACCACCAGAGGUCAGGCGUCGACGGAAUUGGGACGACUCUGACGUUGUUUAUAAGAUCAAUAUUCGAGAUCUCAUACGAGAGAGAUUGCAGUCUCUUAUUGUGAGAUGUGGUGGGGGACAACAGUUUCAGGAGGACUGGCUGAACCAUGUUGACAGGGAGGUUGUCAGUGGAUUUGGGGCAAUGGGGAUUCUUUGA